AUGGAGGUGGCGGCCGUCCAGAUUAUCAGAAUCGCAGCUAUUUGCGGGUCCCUUCGUCAAGGGUCGUUCAAUCGCGGCCUCAUCAGUUCUGCGCUGGAUUUGAGUAAGCAAGUGGUGAGCGGGAUGGAGAUCGAGUACGUGGAGAUAUCCCCUCUGCCGAUGCUGAACACCGAUCUGGAAGGACCCGGUGGCAGUUUCCCCGACGCGGUUGAUGCUUUCCGUCAGAAAAUCAGGGAAGCCGACGCCGUACUCUUCGCGUCUCCGGAGUACAAUUACUCUGUCUCUGCGCCACUGAAGAAUGCAAUUGAUUGGGCGUCGAGAACUCCCAACUGCUGGGGUGGCAAGGCUGCUGCAAUUGUGAGUGCCGGGGGUGGUUUUGGCGGUGGGAGAUCACAUUACCAUCUUCGCCAGAUUGGUGUCUACCUUGACCUCCAUUUCAUCAACAAACCCGAGUUCUUCUUGAACGCAUUCGCUCCUCCUGCCAAAUUCGACAGCAACGGCAACUUGAUUGAUGCGGAGGCCACAGAAAAACUCAAAGAUGUGCUGCUCAGCCUUCGUAGUCACGCUCUUCGCCUCAAGGGUAGCUGA
Molecule: messenger RNA, 588 nt
Organism: Linum trigynum
Lineage: Eukaryota; Viridiplantae; Streptophyta; Magnoliopsida; Malpighiales; Linaceae
Source: the annotation of a GenBank genome assembly